Molecule: messenger RNA, 1754 nt
Organism: Lycium ferocissimum
Lineage: Eukaryota; Viridiplantae; Streptophyta; Magnoliopsida; Solanales; Solanaceae
Product: protein DETOXIFICATION 49-like
Exons: 1
Coding region: 144-1688 (514 amino acids)
Biological process (GO): xenobiotic detoxification by transmembrane export across the plasma membrane
Cellular component (GO): membrane
Molecular function (GO): antiporter activity; xenobiotic transmembrane transporter activity
Source: RefSeq, a predicted model, not a curated record
ACGGUUACUCCUAAAACGCUCUCUCCUUCUCUUGCCCACAACUUUCUGUUACAACAUUCUUAUUUUCUUCAAACAUUCAUGACAUACUAAAACACACAAAAUUUCCUUAACCAAAAUUCAAAUACAGCAAACAAAAAUCGAAUAUGUUGAAUCCAUUAGUAUCUGAAAUUCCAAUAUUAGAAACUCAAAAUGAACAGAGCAAAACAGAGCAAAAUCCCCUGUUUUUAGCCAUUCAAGAAGCAAAAUCUAUAGCAAACAUAGCAUUUCCAAUGAUUUUUACUGGUCUACUUCUAUACUCUCGAUCCAUGAUAUCGAUGUUAUUUCUUGGUCGUCUUGGUGAACUUUCUUUAGCUGGUGGCUCUUUGGCUAUUGGUUUUGCAAAUAUAACCGGUUAUUCGAUUCUUUCUGGUUUAUCUAUGGGAAUGGAACCAAUUUGUGGACAAGCAUUUGGUGCUAAAAGAUUCAAGAUUCUUGGACUUAGUUUACAAAGAACAAUUCUUCUUCUUCUUAUGGUAUCGAUUCCGAUUUCAUUUUUAUGGUUAAAUAUGCAAAAAAUCUUGAUUUUUUGUGGACAAGAUCAUGAUAUAGCCAAUGAGGCACAACGUUACAUACUUUUUUCAUUGCCUGACCUUUUCGCCCUCGCGUUUCUUCAUCCGUUAAGGAUUUAUCUUCGUUCUCAAUCGAUAAUUAUGCCAUUAACUUAUUGUGCUGCCCUUGCUAGUCUGGUUCAUAUUCCUAUUAAUUAUUUUCUUGUUAUAGUCCUUAAUCUUGGGAUUAAAGGUGUUGCUUUAAGUGGGGUUUGGACAAAUUUUAAUCUUGUAGGGUCUUUAAUUGCUUACAUUAUAGUCUCUAAGGUAUACAAGAAAACUUGGAAUCCAAUUUCUUUAGAUUGUUUCAAAGGUUGGAAAUCACUAUUGGAUUUGGCAAUUCCAAGUUGUGUUAGUGUUUGUUUGGAAUGGUGGUGGUAUGAGAUCAUGAUUUUGUUAUGUGGAUUGUUGUUAAAUCCUAGAGCAACCGUUGCAUCGAUGGGGAUUUUGAUCCAAACGACGUCUUUGAUCUACAUUUUCCCCUCUUCAUUCAGCUUUGGCGUGUCAACACGAGUUGGAAAUGAACUAGGUGCCAAUAGGCCAAAAGUAGCAAGACUAGCAGCAAUCGUCGGGCUAUCAUCUAGCUUCAUGCUAGGGUUAUGUGCACUAACAUUCGCGACAUUGGUAAGGAAGGUUUGGGCAACUAUGUUCACUCAGGAUGAAGAAAUCAUCGCGCUAACGUCCAUUAUUUUGCCCAUAAUCGGUCUCUGUGAGCUUGGGAAUUGCCCACAGACGACCGGUUGUGGGGUACUAAGAGGAACAGCUAGGCCAAAAUUGGGUGCCAACAUCAACUUAGGAUGUUUUUAUCUUGUUGGAAUGCCAGUGGCUGUAUAUUUAGGGUUUUUUCGGGGCUACGAUUUUGUGGGACUAUGGAUUGGAUUGUUAGCUGCACAAGCAUCAUGUGCAGUAACAAUGUUGUUGGUGAUUUUAUCAAGAACAAAUUGGGAAGAUCAAGCUAAAAGAGCGAAAGAACUUACUGCAGCUGUUGAAAAUGAAGAUGAAGAGAAGUAUAUAAUUAUUGAUGAAGAAAUUCCUCAAAGUUCUUUUGAUUAUUCAUCAGAUUAUUAUUAUCAAAAGAUUGAUGGAAGUUCAAAUGUUUGAUUUUGUAUAAUUUGAUGAUCAAUUCUUGGAUGAUUCUUUCUUCUUCUUCUUUUUUUUUUUUUUUUU